UUUUGUGUGGAGACUUUUGGACCUCAAAUUUUGUUUGGUUACCAAUCACGCACCUUGAAAAUCUUCCCUUCAGCGCCUUCGUUUUUGGAAUACCAAAUUUUCUCUCUUUCUUUCUCUCUGUUCCUCAACUUCUAGCUAUUCUCAAAAGUUCAUGAAUCUUUGACUUGGACUCGCUAAAUCUUUCAGUUUUCUUCGAUACAGAAUCUUGGCAUUCUCAUUUGGGUAUCUCUUAGUUUCUUGAAUUACAACUACAAAGACUCUGUCUUGCACAUUCUUUUUGAUCUGGGUAUAAGGGUGUUUCUUUUGUUUUUUGUUCCAAGCUUAGAGCUUGAGAGAGAGAGAGAGAGAGAGAGAGAGAGAGGAUGGUGGGGGCUUUAUCUGUUGUGGGUUCGUCUGUGGUGGACUCGCAUAGUUGUCCAUGUCUGUGUUUGGAUGCACUUCCUACAACCAAUAUGAAUCUGAAAAGUGGUGGAGAUCUGGUUUUGCAGAGGAAUUAUAACAGUUCAAUGGGGAAGAAGCAUAUCGUGAAGCCUGCUGGGUCUUUGGAGUUGAGCAGUUCCUUCAUUGAUUCAGGACAUGAUAGGCGGCUCUCAGUCAAAGCUCUUCCUCGUAUUGCCAGUCGAAGUUUGAGGAAGCAGAGAAAGAAUCGGAGGCUUAAGAUUGUCAAUGAAUUUGCUGGGCAGUAUGAAGACAGCUUUGACGAUGUGAAAACUCAAAUACUAAACUAUUUUACAUACAAGGCUGUGCGGACUGUUAUGAACCAGUUGUAUGAGAUGAACCCCACACAAUAUAGGUGGUUCUAUGAGUUUGUUGUAUCAAACAAGCCUGGAGAUGGGAAGCGAUUCCUCCGCACCCUUGGGAAGGAGAAGCACGAACUUGCUGAAAGAGUGAUGGUCACACGGCUUCAUCUCUAUGGUAAAUGGGUCAAGAAAUGUGAUCAUGCUGCAAUAUAUAAAGAGAUAUCCGAUGAGAACUUGGAGUUGAUGCGUGAACGGCUUAUUCAGACUGUGAUAUGGCCCUCCGAUGACACAAACACUGAAAAGAUUGGAUAAUAACUUGUAACUUUUCAUCUUAUACUUCGAUUCUUCUUUCCACUUUCUUGUUCUAAAUAGUCUAGGAUUCUUUUCCUCUUUCUGCUUAUUAUAUACAUAAACCAGUUUGGCUCCCCAAACUGCCAUUUUAUUUGUAUUAUUUUCCACCAACUAAUAGAAACGUUGUCAGGGUAUUAUAUCCUGUAAAUUGUAUAUAAAAAGGUUCCCAACUUUUUUAUGUAA
This is a messenger RNA of Ziziphus jujuba (common jujube), 1274 nucleotides long. RefSeq names its product chaperonin-like RbcX protein 2, chloroplastic. The record is from RefSeq and is a predicted model, not a curated record. Lineage: Eukaryota; Viridiplantae; Streptophyta; Magnoliopsida; Rosales; Rhamnaceae. Gene Ontology annotation, biological process: ribulose bisphosphate carboxylase complex assembly. Gene Ontology annotation, molecular function: protein folding chaperone. The transcript has 5 exons. Bases 363 to 1052 code for a protein of 229 amino acids.